This is a messenger RNA of Gopherus flavomarginatus (Mexican gopher tortoise), 6029 nucleotides long. It is a transcript of the gene RBM14, whose product is annotated as RNA binding motif protein 14. Gene Ontology annotation, biological process: mRNA splicing, via spliceosome. Gene Ontology annotation, cellular component: cytosol; nuclear speck. The coding region runs from base 618 to 2786 and encodes 722 amino acids. Gene Ontology annotation, molecular function: mRNA binding. Lineage: Eukaryota; Metazoa; Chordata; Testudines; Testudinidae. The transcript has 3 exons. The record is from RefSeq and is a predicted model, not a curated record.
GACCCCCCUCCCCCUCCCAGCUGGGGCGAGAGGGUUGGGGAUGGAGUAGUUCUUGUGACAGAAGAAGAACAUGGUGGGGUCACUGGGUGUGGACGGAGCCUGCCUAUCACGGUGCCUUAGCCUGAGGGCGAGACCGAGCACUCAUCACGUGCGUAGCGGGUGCACCAUUUUGUUUACUGGCCAGUUAACAACGCAAGGUCAGGCUCUGCGCAUGUGCCCGGAGGCCCGGGUAGGUGUAUUCGUCACUACGCAAGGGAAGGGACACGCCGGAAAUACGCAGGCGCGCUAGGGCCGGUGGCGCGGAUUGUGACGGAUGUAAAACAGGUUACAGGCGGUUGGGCCUCCAGUGCGCAGGCGCAACGAUGUUGCUAGGAGAAGAACCGAGGCGCGGAUGGAGAGGCAGGAGUGCGCAAAAGAACAGUAGCACGCAGGCGCGGCAUUAGCCGAGUGUCGCUCUUCGCAGGCGCAGUUGCUUGUAGGUGGUGGCAGUUAGCGCGCUGCGCAGGCGUGUUGGCGACUGGGUGGUGCUUUCCUCUUUCCUUCCCAUCUGAGCGUUCGGAAGGUCUGAGGUGCUGCCGCCAUUUUGUCAGCGUCCCGGUGCCAGCUCGGCUGCGGCCAUGCGUCCCGGAGUGAAGCUGUUCGUGGGGAACGUGCCUGAGGAGGCCACGGCCGAGGAGCUGGGCGAGCUGUUCACGGGCGCGGUGGGCCCGGUGCUCGGCGUGGCCCUCAUGAAGCAGUUCGCUUUCGUGCACCUGCGGGAUGAGGCGGCCGCUGUCCGCGCCAUCGCCCAGCUCAACGGGCACCAGCUGCACGGCCGCCGCAUCGUGGUGGAGCCGUCCCGCCCGCGGCCCACCAACACCUGCAAGAUCUUCGUGGGUAACGUUUCGGCGGCCUGCACCAGUGGAGAGCUGCGGGCGCUCUUCCAGCAGUACGGGCCCGUAGUGGAGUGUGACGUGGUGAAAGACUAUGCAUUUGUUCACAUGGAGAAAGAAGCAGAUGCAAAAGUUGCCAUCGAAAAUCUUAACGGAAAGGAAGUGAAAGGAAGAAGAGUCAAUGUGGAACUCUCUACUAAUGUUCAGAAAAAGGGGGCAGGACAAAAUGCCCAGGCAGGCACCAAUACUGACAAGAGCAAGAGAGCAAGUGUGGACUUUAGAGAGAAAUAUCAACCCAAGAUCGACGGUUACGAGCAGCUUAGGCCUACAGACUCUACAUAUCCAUCAGUCUCUGCAGGAUACGCUGCAUCCUCUCUCUAUGAUUAUCAGCAGCGCUUUGGUGGCACCAACCCUUCCAGCAAAUACAACUCCUUUGACACUCAGACAAGACAAGCAUCCCCCUCAUAUUUUGGAAGGGACAGAAGCCCAAUUCGACGAUCACCAACAAGAAUUGGCUUUGCCACUGUGUCGCUACCCAUGACAGCACAACCAGCAUCCUACAGAGCUCAGCCAUCAACCUCACUGGGUGCAACCUACAGAGCCCAGCCCUCUGCAUCUCUCGGAAUGUCUUACAGACCCCAGCCAACAACGGGACAGGCAGCAUCUUACAGGGCCCAGCCCUCAACCUCACUUGGAAAUACUUACAGAACCCAGUCCUCUGUUUCACUAGGAGCUUCUAAUACCCAGCCUGCAGCCUCAUCACUGAAUUCCUACAGCGCCCAGGCUGCUGCUUACAACACCCAGGCUGCAGCUUCCCAGUUAGCCUCUUAUGGGGUCCAGUCCACAGCAACACUAGCAUCAUCCUAUGGAGCUCAGCCUUCAGCCUCGCAUACAGCCUCUUAUGGUACUCAGCCUGUGGCUGGUUACUCAGCGUCCUAUGGAGCUCAGCCAACAGCCACACAUGCAGCCGCUGCCUAUGCAGCUCAGCCUGCGACUGGUCACACAGCCACUUAUGGAGCACAGCCUGUGGCCACGCAUGCAGCCGCCUAUGGAGCCCAGCCUGCAGCCAGCCACUUGGCUUCUUAUGGAGCCCAGCCUGUGGACAGCCACUCCACUUCUUAUGGAGCCCAGCCUGCAGCUACACUCUCAGCCUCAUAUGGUGCUCAGCCUGUGGCUGGCCAUUCAGCCUCGUAUGGCGCCCAGCCUGCAACUGCUCUCGCAGCCUCGUAUGGCGCCCAGCCUGUGGCCGGUCAUUCAGCCUCGUAUGGCGCCCAGCCUGUGGCCGGCCAUUCAGCCUCGUAUGGUGCCCAGCCUACAGCUGUGCUCUCAGCAACCUAUGGCGCCCAGCCUGCAUCCACUCUGGCUGCAUCUUAUAGCAAUCAGUCUGCAGCAGCUUCCUACAAAUCACAGGUCUCUGCUCCACUGACUACACCCUAUAGAACACAGUCUUCAAACUCAAUGUCAGCUUCAUAUACAGCACAGCAGCCCUCCUCCGUUCCCUUGGCAGUCACUUUCAGAGCUCAGUCUGUGACUGCCUAUGAUGGGCCAACCCAGCUUGGACAACAAGCAACCCCGUAUUUGGGACUGUCUCAGUCUGCUGCUGUUGCUGCCGCCAUCGCACCACCAUAUGAACGCACCCGUCUGUCUCCUCCACGGAGUGCUGGCUAUGAUGAUCCUUUCAAAAAAUCAUCUGCUUUGGCUAAAAGGUACAGUUCUGACCGCCGUUUAUCUGACCUCUCAGAUUACCGUCGUUUAGCAGACUCGCCACUUGUGUACCGUCAUUCGCCGACAAAGUCCCCGCUGGAUUAUCGCCGUCUUCCAGAAGCGCAUUCCGACUAUGCCCGUUAUUCGGGUGCCUAUGGCGAUUAUAUGCAUACUGCUCGGCUACAUUCUAAUUACCAGCGCCGCCUGUAGUGGGGUUGGGGUUCCUGUUCCAGAUGGGGGCAGUAUCAUUGAUUACAUGUUCCCAACACGCUUUCUUAGCAUAAAGCCAAUCUGCGUCUUUACUAGGCUGGCUUCCUCAUUCAGUUCUCUGCAGAUUCUGAGUUACUAAAUUUCCUUCCCUCCCAUGCUAUCUCAGGUGUCAUUACAGCCUGCCGUUUUGGCUCUGUUCCUUCAUGUCACUUGAUUAAAGAAUUAUUUGAGGCGAUAGUAUGAGGCGUCUCUGAGACAUGCUACUACAUCCAACACAAAUAGCAUUCUCCUGGUCUUUACUUUGGGGGAUUUUAUUUUCAGCUGCCUUUUUUGUUGCGUUUUUAGAAUGAUCUGAAUUUAUUAUCUCAAGAAGAACCUGUGCUGCAACCCCAGGAACGAUGUAGACGACUGCUGCACACUGUGUCUUUGAAAGUCGAAGACUCGAGUUCCUUCGUGCUCCAGUAGGGCUAAGAAUGCCAUAGCAUAUCUGGAAUCGGUUUUUGUUUGCGACUCCUGAUGCUAAUGUCUCCAUUAAUAAGACAUAAGCUGCUCCUGCAGGAUUCCUAAUAAAUGCAAUUCACAAUGACUGUUGCUCAGUAUUGUUUUUAUAACCCGAGCAAUUGCUUUCUCUGAAUAGAAGAGCAUAUGCUCUUUUAUGUAACAUGAAAAUCCUUUUUCUUUUUACACCGGUGUUAAGUUUGCAGUAGAUGUGAUGUUCGAAUCUAUACAUCUGAAAUGAGUUAGUUUUUGUAUUGACUGUAAAUAAAAUGUGGGCUAUUUACAGUUUAGAAAGUUGUCUGGUGUAUUUUUUCUUUCAGUUUAAUUGGUUUCAGGGGUAAUGUCCCAUGUUCUUCCUUUUGUCCUAAAGGUAAAUCAAAGGACUUUAAUGAGUGCAUACAUACAGCACCACUGCAAGGCAGCCAGAUCUAGGGAAGAAAUGUGAUAGCCAACUGGUGCACAACAGUAAAGAGCGCUGGAGUAUUGUCUGAGAGCAGGCCAGAUCUCUGUUCUUAAGAUGUGCUGUAAGUUUUAUUGUUGGAUCAUAGGUGUACCCCUUAACAGACAUGUCGGAGGUCCCGGGGAGCUUAUAGUUUAAACAGAAAAUGUGCUUGGGAGAAGAGCAGUGGGUGACUUCAUUUCCUAAAGUGGGUCACCUAUCUCAUCUUAAUUCCCAUUCCAAAGUACCUCUCCCCAGGAGACUGCUUGGUACCAGAUUCAUCUACCUCUGCAGCGUGGAGCUCUCCAUCAGCUCUUCUGGGCAUUUAAACCUGCAAUUUAAAGGUAUUAGGUGUUCGCCAUCUACAUGAUGCCAGAAUUGAACUUCCAGUCCCUGCCCUGAAUUUGUUACAGCAUAAAUUAGAUCAACAUGGAGCCUGAAACUGAUAAAGGACAGGCAUAGAGAAGGAAAGGACAAGGGCUAAGGAAAUGUCUUGCCUUGAGAGAAUGUUCUGAAACUUCUAAGUAAGGCAGAGUAGCUAGGAAGAAGCAAGUGGUCUACAUGUUUAAGGGCAGACUAAAGGAAUGAUUUCUGAAGGACUGAAAAUGGGGAACAGGAAAAGGAUGUGUCUCUGCAUGAAGACUAGCGUGGAAUCCGAGGUGAGGUUAGCAAAAGAGGGGAGAAGAGGUGAACUGUGAGGGCAAGGAUCAAGGAGGAGACCCACUUUCAAGUGGAUUGGGGUGGGAGUGGAUUUGAUGUUAGAAAAGAUCGGACAAGAAUGGUUGUGGCAUGCUGGACUUUAGGGCAUGUUACAUCUGCAAGGAUUAAGGAUAUUCAAAAUCCCAGCUUGCUUCCUGGACUCUUCCUGAUGUUCCAUCUGGCUGCACCUACCACAUAACAUCGUCAUCUACUGAGGUAGAACCUGCUCGCUCCCUCGUGAUGGCGACACCAGUGGGUUUUUUUAUUAGUAGCAAUAAUGUUGCUGCUCUUUCUAGGAGCUCUUUGAAGUGGAGUGAUUUUGAUGGACAUCUUCGUCACAGGCCAGCCAAAGCGAUGACUCAUUAAUUUCCUCCUUUAGGAUGCGAGGCAUUUUAAUUCUUACUCUAGAUUGUGUUCUCUAUUGGUGAGGGCUUCUUUCCCGCUAUAGGUGUCUCCUGCGUGGUAGUCAGGGCCGGCUCCAGGUUUUCUGCCGCCCUAACCGGGGGGGGGGAGCUGCGACAAUGCAAUCGCGCUGCUGCUGAAGACCUGAAUGUGUUGCCCUAAUAGCGGCCAGAGUGCCACCCCUUGGUAUUGGCCACCCCAAGCACCUGCUUCUUUAGCUGGUUCCUGAAGCCGGCCCUGGUGGUAGUGAAUAGUUUACCUUUGUAUCUACUCAGUCCCGUCCUAAACCAAGAGGACUGAUAAUGUGACUUCUCAUCAAGCUUCCUUUGUGUAGUCCAUGAGGUGUAGCCAUCUCACCAGACUGAGAUUCUCUCUCCAAAUUGACAAAUGCAGGAGCUAUCUCAACUUUUUUCUAGAAGAUACAUAUUUUUGUACGUUUGUCAUUUAUAUCUGAUUUUGAAAUUGAUGUGGUAUGCAGUUGCCUUGCCUAUUGGGUGGUUGUUUAGAUUUUGCUUCACUUACUAUAUCCACAAAUAUUUAGCCUUCCAAUAUGUUGAGUGAACCUGUUUAACUUCUUAAAAUGCACUUAAAAAUAAAUGCAGACAGGUAAAUGAUUAAACUUGAGUAGGAAAACAGUUUCAGUUGGAAACUUAGAUUAUGGUUCAAUGAUUUUGUACUUAGAAAAUUUUGAAAUUCUGUAGUUAUUGGAAUUGAAAAUAUAGCUGUGGGUGUGAACUUUUUGCAAUUUUUUUAGUUUUUAGGUAACAUUCUCUGCUCCAUCUCAAAUAUCCAGUCCCUAGUACACUUGCUGUUGUGUAGCUGUUGAACGUCUGGGUUGGAUGUGGAAAUUUAAGUUAAACAUGUUCUAGAUUAGAAGAAUUUUUUUAACUUUAGGUAAUUCAGCUUUGUCACUCAUGCAUGUAGAAAAUGGUGUCUGUCCUUUGGGCAGAAUUUAGUUAGGUUAUGUACAUACCUCUGUUCUGAAUCUCACUCAACUUGUGUUUAAAUGCUUUUUUAUCAAGCCAAAAAUCUUUCUCAACAGUUUUAUAAUCACUUACUAUAUGAGUAAGUAGCUUUGUACUGAUUGUAACUGAUUUUUGUGUUUUUAUGUAACUAGUAACACAUGGUUGACUUUUGAUCUUAUAUGCCAAAGUUUGAGGGUUUUUUCAUUGCUCAUGUUUAUUAAAAUGUCUAGAAUGUUCUUU